Molecule: messenger RNA, 1826 nt
Organism: Xiphophorus couchianus (Monterrey platyfish)
Lineage: Eukaryota; Metazoa; Chordata; Actinopteri; Cyprinodontiformes; Poeciliidae
Exons: 13
Coding region: 21-1811 (596 amino acids)
Source: RefSeq, a predicted model, not a curated record
ACAUAUCACGUUUUGAAAACAUGAGUCUGUCUCCGUCCCAGGAAGAAGCUGCCUCUUCCUCUCCUGAGAGUCCCAGAGAAGGUGACUUCUCCUCUCGACAGCUUUAUGACAACUUGGAGAGCCUGGAGGAGCAUGAGACAUGUGACGACAAGAGAGGCCCCAUUGUUAAUAACGUACCCGACAACUACUCCAGCUCCCCUUCGGAAACUCAGAUCUGUGCUUCGCCAGUGACAAAUGACCUUGAGAAUGUACGUGCUGGCAUUUCUUCCGAGGAGCAGAUUGAAGAAAGCCACUCAAAAGAACCAGAAGAUUCAAGUACAUCGUUGUUAGAAGAGAAACUCAGCCCAGACUCACCACUUUUCAUGGAGGUCUUAUCACUGGAUGGAAGAUUUAUUACUCUGGUGAGCACUGAAACGCAGACAGAUUGGGAGAAGGUGGAGCAGUGCUUCUCUUGCACCUGUCAAGUUCAAAAGGAAAUGGGGCCUCUCCAGAUAUGGCAAGAUGAAAUGUACAGGGACGCUGUCAUAGUGUAUUUGGAGGAUGCAGGAGAGGAGGAGUAUGAUAGUCUUCAUCUGGGACUCCCUCGUGUUCUAGCAUGCAGACGAGAGCCAAAAUUCACUCCUCGUGUUUUCAAGCUGGAGAUUCCAGGAAUUAGGUUCAGGAAGAAGAAAAUUCUUUCUAAAAGAACUCCUGACAAAACUCUGUGUGAGUUCUGCCAGCAGCGUAAUCAACCCUAUGAGCAUUAUAAGUCAAUUUCAUUCAUCAGAUCACUGCAAGAGGAGGUCCUCUUAGACAGAGACAUCUAUUAUGAGGAAGCUAAAGAAUUUGAGGAAAUCUUGCAAAAGGAAAAGGAGAGACUGGAACGGAAAUACUCUGGUCUUGCGUAUGAUCUGGAAAAUGCUAUGCCUAUGAUCAAACAGGAGUGGGAGACUGUAGAUGAAGGAUGGAUGAAGUAUUUGCAUCACCAGAGAAGAAGACGAUAUGAUGUCCCAGGCAUGCUUCCAUUGUCAAAGGAUGUAAAAUAUGAACUUGCUGAUUCUACAGAGAAAACGUUUCCUUCUACUUUUGUUAUAUCAAAGUCGCCAGAAGAUCUAGAUGGUGAACCGAAGACAACCAGCGUAAUAAAGAAAUUCUACAAAGAUGGGAAAAUUUUUCUGAUCAAGUAUUUUGAUGGAUCAGGUACUGUUUUUUAUCCUUCUGGGAAUCCAGCCAUCAUAAUAACCCCAGCAGAAGAUCCUCACUUCAUUUACAUAAUCCUAGAGGACAAGGUCAAGAAGCCCAGCAUGAUAGGCAUUUUCACACCUAAAGGCUGCGCUACGUGCUACCAUUCCAAUGGAUUGAUGUGGUUGAACAUAACCUCUAGUGGAGGUUUCUGCUUCGACGAGAAGGGCGAUUUGAGGAGGCGUUGGAACUGGUUGUAUUUUGACCCACAUGUGCACAACCUUCCAUUCAAGCCCCUCAUCUCCGCCAUGGGGCCAUGCAUCUGUAUCCACAUACAUUCGCAAGAGUGUGUGUAUGUUAACUUCUCACACAAGGAAAGGCAUGUGCGUUUCAACGUUGGCUCAGAGCUUAAGCUCACUUGCCCAGAAAGCCAUGGUAUACCAGGCCAAAGCAUUUUGGAGGGAGACAUCCAAAUACAGAAGACAAAGAUUUACUGUCUGCUUGACCAGAUGCAAACCUGCAUAUCCCACCCGUUGGCAAAGAUGCAGAACAUAAAGCCACAUUACCGUUUCAUCGCCCGGCUGGAACAGCUUACCAAGAAAAUGGAAGCAAGGAACUCACUCAAAAACACAGAGCCCAAUUCAAAUUAAAGGAGCAAUACUAAA